This is a messenger RNA of Pyrgilauda ruficollis (rufous-necked snowfinch), 3086 nucleotides long. It is a transcript of the gene MIOS, whose product is annotated as meiosis regulator for oocyte development. The transcript is spliced from 11 exons. NCBI's taxonomy places the organism in Eukaryota, Metazoa, Chordata, Aves, Passeriformes, Passeridae. Gene Ontology annotation, cellular component: cytoplasm. Gene Ontology annotation, biological process: positive regulation of TORC1 signaling; cellular response to amino acid starvation. The record is from RefSeq and is a predicted model, not a curated record. Gene Ontology annotation, molecular function: protein binding. The coding region runs from base 339 to 2972 and encodes 877 amino acids.
CGCCGUGCGCUUCCCGUUCCCCUGCGCGGGCGGCGGGGCCGCUGGCGGCGGCCGGGCUGGAGCGUGCCGCGGGCUGGGUGAGCGGCUGCCGCGCCCGGGAACCCACGGAGGGAGGGUGGCGGUCUCCCGGCUCCGGUCCGCUCUUGCAGCCGCCUCCGCGCUCCGCGUCUCCUGCCGGGAACGGGCUGCGGCCCGGAGCCCUGCGCCCCCUCGGAGGCAGGCGGGCGGGAGGGAAGGGGUGACCUGCAGGCACACAGAGGCGGCCCAGUUUCUGUAUGCAUGGAUGUCACCUGAAUCUUCUUAGCAGACCUUAAAUUGUGUGUCAGCUUACCCUAGCCAUGAGUGGCUCCAAACCUGAUAUCCUGUGGGCCCCACACCAUGUGGACAGGUUUGUUGUGUGCGAUUCAGAGCUGAGCCUUUACCACAUUGACUCUGCUGUAAGUUCAGAGCUCAAGGCAGGAUCCUUGCGGCUGUCGGAGGAAACUACGGCUACACUGCUGUCCAUAAAUUCGGAUACACCGUACAUGAAAUGUGUGGCUUGGUAUCCCAAGUACGAUCCUGAAUGUCUCCUUGCUGUUGGACAGGCCAAUGGCCGAGUGGUACUUACCAGCCUCGGGCAAGAUCACAACUCAAAAUCCAAAGAUUUGAUAGGCAAAGAGUUUGUUCCCAAACACGCUCGGCAAUGCAAUACCCUGGCGUGGAACCCCCUGGAUAGCAAUUGGCUCGCUGCUGGGCUAGAUAAACAUCGGGCUGACUUUUCCGUACUGAUCUGGGAUAUCAGCAGCAAAUAUGCCCCAGAGACUGCAGUUGCUGCAGAGAAAGUGAGGCUUUCAGCAGGAGAUGCGGAUGCAGGCCUGGUAGUUACAAAACCACUGUAUGAAUUAGGACAGAAUGAUGCUUGUCUCUCUCUCUGUUGGCUUCCACGGGAUCAGAAACUGCUCUUAGCUGGAAUGCAUCGAAAUCUGGCUAUCUUUGAUCUUAGGAACACAAGCCAAAAAAUAUUUGUGAACACCAAGGCUGUCCAAGGAGUGACUGUUGAUCCCUAUUUCCACGAUCGUGUUGCUUCCUUCUAUGAAGGUCAGGUUGCCAUAUGGGAUUUAAGAAAGUUUGAAAAGCCUGUUUUGACCUUGACAGAGCAACCAAAACCCUUAACAAAAGUUGCAUGGUGUCCAACAAGGACUGGACUGUUAGCUACUUUAACAAGGGAUAGUAACAUCAUUAGACUGUAUGACAUGCAGCAUACUCCCACCCCCAUUGGAGAUGAAACUGAGCCGACAAUAAUUGAGAGAAGUGUCCAACCAUGUGAAAAUUACAUUGCUUCAUUUGCCUGGCAUCCCACAAGUCAAAAUCGAAUGGUAGUAGUGACUCCCAACAGGACUAUGUCCGACUUCACAGUUUUUGAAAGAAUUUCUCUUGCAUGGAGUCCAGUGACAUCCUUAAUGUGGGCUUGUGGACGACAUUUGUAUGAGUGUACAGAAGAAGGAAAGGCUAGUUCCUUGGAAAAAGACAUAGCAACCAAAAUGCGCCUCAGAGCUCUGUCAAGAUAUGGUCUUGAUACUGAACAAGUUUGGAGAAAUCACCUCCUAGCUGGAAAUGAAGAUCCUCAGCUGAAAUCGCUUUGGUACACUCUGCAUUUUAUGAAGCAGUAUACUGAAGAUAUGGAUCAAAAACUUACAGGAAACAAAGGUCCCUUAGUUUACACUGGCAUUAAAUCAAUUGUGAAGUCAUCUUUGGGAACAACAGAGAACCUCAGGCACAGCAGGAGUGGAUCUGAUAGACAGGCAGAUAUUAUUCAAUAUCUGAGUGAGGAGAGAUCUUUGGCUUUGCAGCUCUGUGGGUGGAUAAAGAAGGGAACAGACUUAGAUGUGGAACCUUUCCUAAGUUCAUUGGAGCAGGAGGGAGACUGGGAGCGAGCAGCUGCUGUAGCACUUUUCAACUUGGAUAUACGGCGAGCAAUACAAAUUCUGAAUAAAGGGGCUUCCUCGGGAAAAGGUGAUCUGAACCUUAAUGUCGUAGCAAUGGCUCUGUCAGGCUACACAGAUGAGAAGAACUCACUUUGGAGAGAAAUGUGCAGUACUCUAAGACUGCAGUUGAACAAUCCUUACUUGUGUGCUAUGUUUGCUUUCCUGACGAGUGAGUCUGGUUCAUAUGAUGGUGUUUUGUAUGAAAAUAAUGUAGCUGUACGAGACAGAGUGGCAUUUGCUUGCAAGUUCCUCAAUGAUGCUCAGCUCAACAGGUUUAUUGAAAAGCUGACAAAUGAAAUGAAAGAGGCUGGGAAUUUGGAGGGAAUACUGUUAACAGGGCUGACAAAAGAUGGAGUUGACUUGAUGGAAAGUUACGUUGACAGAACUGGAGAUGUCCAGACAGCAAGCUAUUGCAUGCUACAGGGUUCCCCAUCAGAUGUACUCAAGGAUGAAAGGGUUCAGUACUGGAUUGAGAACUACAGGAAUCUUUUAGAUGCAUGGAGGUUUUGGCAUAAACGUGCAGAAUUUGAUAUUCAUAGAAGUAAGCUGGAUCCCAGCUCAAAGCCUUUAGCCCAGGUCUUUGUGAGUUGCAAUUUCUGUGGAAAAUCAAUCUCUUACAGCUGUUCAGCUAUUCCUCAUCAGGGGCGAGGUUUUAGCCAGUAUGGAGUCAGCGGUUCGCCAACCAAGUCCAAAGUUACGAGCUGUCCUGGUUGCCGAAAGCCCCUUCCCCGCUGUGCACUUUGCCUGAUAAAUAUGGGAACACCAGUUUCCAGCUGUCCAGGAGGAUCCAAGUCAGAUGAAAAAGUGGAUCUUAGCAAAGACAAGAAGUUAGCCCAGUUCAACAACUGGUUCACUUGGUGUCACAACUGUAGGCAUGGUGGACAUGCUGGACAUAUGCUGAGCUGGUUCAGGGACCAUACUGAGUGCCCAGUUUCUGCCUGCUCUUGUAAGUGUAUGCAGCUGGAUACAACAGGGAAUCUCGUUCCAGCAGAGACUGUCCAGGCAUAAAUACUGUUAGGAAAUGUGUGGCUCUCUAAUGGAUGUCCAUCAUAGUCCAAGCAGAUAUUUUAGACAAAGGUAAUUUGUGACUUACUGUGAAAAAAUAAAUUGCUAUCAAAGUAA